Molecule: messenger RNA, 901 nt
Organism: Physcomitrium patens
Lineage: Eukaryota; Viridiplantae; Streptophyta; Bryopsida; Funariales; Funariaceae
Product: acetyltransferase At1g77540
Source: RefSeq, a predicted model, not a curated record
GUCGUCGUGGUCCUUAUUUCUAUUUCUAAAGAAUCCUCACUCGCACCAGGAAUGCCAUGGAAUCGUGGUGGCCGUGUGGCUCCGAUUGGGCCCGGUUGUGCACAAUCCUCACAACCCCACCAUGCCACAAAUCCGUGAAGAUUGCACAAUGUAUGAACCUUGAUUUAUUCCUAGACUUUGGAACAAAGCUGCCUCUGAUUGUGGGUCCAAUCAGUUCGCCCCGCUUGCCACCCCGCUUUCCGCUGCAUCAUCUGCAUUUAAGCACAGAUUUCUAUCAUUCAAGCGUGAUUUCCAGUUGUCGGAAAUGUUUUCUAGCGAUUAGGGGUGUGGAGCGAGCAGCAGCGAGCGUUGUUUGGAACGCUGAGAAGUCCAGGUUUGCUACGGAGGAUGGACUGGCUUAUUUGGACUAUGUCAUGUUGAAUCCGGCCGUGGGAGCAGGCCAAAGCGCGGCCGAGCCUGCCAAAGAAGUGAUGGAUUUGGUGCACACCUAUGUUCCUGUUUCGAAACGAGGGCUGGGGUUGGCAGGAGAGCUUUGCAAGGCGGCUUUCGCUCAUGCCAGAAAGCAUAAGCUGCUCGUGCAACCAACGUGCAGCUACAUCUCAGAUACAUUCAUUCCUCGCCAUCCAGAGUGGUGGGAUGUUGUGGUUCCUGAAUGCUUGCCAUCAGAUCAUGAAAAACCAGUUGGUCAUAUGUAGGUUCCAUGCAGCGUUCAGGUUUAUAAUGUGCAUAUCAUAUCGUUUUGUGCAUUUCACCUUCUUGUUUAUCGCUCCAAUGGUUUCCUGCUUAUGAUGUUGUAAAUCUUCUGUAAACUUUCGGCGAACUCUUUGCUUCUCGAUGCUUCUUUCCUAUCAUUCAUGUAUAACGUGAAUUAUCGUUAUAAUCUCUAUAAUUGUUCUUGUCC